This is a messenger RNA of Abrus precatorius (Indian licorice), 2351 nucleotides long. RefSeq lists its product as uncharacterized. Gene Ontology annotation, biological process: DNA repair; DNA-templated DNA replication. The coding region runs from base 1 to 2292 and encodes 763 amino acids. NCBI's taxonomy places the organism in Eukaryota, Viridiplantae, Streptophyta, Magnoliopsida, Fabales, Fabaceae. The record is from RefSeq and is a predicted model, not a curated record. Gene Ontology annotation, cellular component: DNA replication factor C complex; nucleus. Gene Ontology annotation, molecular function: DNA clamp loader activity; DNA binding. The transcript has 11 exons.
AUGGUAAGCGGGGAACACAGUCUAAGCCCAAAAAUGAAGCAACCAGUUUCUGAUCAGAACGUGUCCAAGACUCACAUCUCACCCUCACGUCACAGCUUUCGUUCGAAACCUUCUUCUAAAAAUGGGAGAAGUAAGAGGAAAAACAGUGGUCGUCCCUGUACAUCUGUGAACCUCCAAGCAUACGACCUGAAUGACCAGUCCUCAAACAGCCCUUACUACAAAGGUCUCACUGAUCAAUCCCUUGCUAUCGUUGACACCAUCGCUUCUUGUCCUCCACCUCAUGCCCAUCCACUCCUUCCAUCUAGUCCUUAUUACAAAGGUCUCACUGAUUAUUCCCUUGUUAUUGGUCCUUGGAACCCUUCACAUCACCACCAUCCUAUUCCUCCCAACAACUCCCUUUCCUACGAGUCUAGUCCUUACUAUUUAGGUCUCAUUGAUUACUCCCUUGCACUUCAUUCUCCACCCAUUCAACCCCCUCUCCGUGACUCCCACUCUUCUUUCUUCUCCAUGAACAGUGCCUUUUACUUCAAAAAUAGGGAUGAGAUCAUCGACAAACUCUCUUCACCACACUGUUCUUUAUACCCGCCCCAGAUCAAGACUGGCCUUUCUUUGAAGGAGUUGAUGGUCGAUGCUGAUGUUGAUGUUGGUGUUGAUGUUGAUGUUGUUGACUUUCUUAUUGAAGAGAAGCCUCUAUGGGAGAGAAUAUCAGAAGAAGGUAAUGUUGGGAAUGCAUUUGAAGAGGAAACAAAUUUGGGAGAGAUGGAAUUGAUCCAAGAGAAGCCAUUGAGGGAGAAUAUUUUUUUGGAGGAGACUGACACUGAAUUGGUGACAAAGGGAGUCAACGAUGAUGUUGAGAUGGUGAUUGAAGAGAGAGUAUUAGAGGCAAGUAAUGCGGAGAGUGAAUUAGAAGAAAAUGCAGAUGAAACGAUUUUGGAGGAAAUGGAGUUGAUGAGCGAUGAUGUUGGGUUGUUGAUUGAAGAGAAGGCAUUGAGGGAGAGAGUAUCAGAAAGAAGCAAUGUGGUAGAAGAGAUGGAACUCAAAGACCAUCAAAAGGAGAAGAAGGCCUCAGAAUCAGAAGGAGGAAAUGUGAGUGAGGAGGGAAAGGUGUAUUUGUAUACAUGGGCAGCCAAAUACCAGCCCUUCAACUUGGUUGACUUCAUCUGCAACAGAGAUAAAGCACUUUACCUCAAAGCAUUGGUGAAAGACGGGUGCGGCUGUAAACAUUUUAUAUUUGAAGGACCGCCAAAUGUCGGGAAAAGAUCCAUGAUACGCGCUAUGCUUCGAGAGGUAUUUGGAGCUGAUAGAGUGCAGGUCACACAAGAAUGUAAAGACUUCAACUUAAAGGGAGAAAUGGUAGAUCAUCUGCAAGUGCCCGUAAAGAAGUCACUUCAUCAUGUUGAGGUGAAUCUGUCCGAGACAAAGGGAUAUGAAAAGCAUGUAAUUGUUCAGUUAUUCAAGGAAACAUAUGGCAUUACGAUAAAUAACUCGCUGCCUUGUAGUUCAGAUAAUUGUCAAGCAAUCGUCUUGUGCGAGGCCGAGAAGCUAUCCCUUGAAUCCUUGUUGUAUAUUAAGUGGCUACUGGAAAAGUAUAAAGGCUGUAAUAAGGUCUUCUUUUGCUGCUCUGAUGAAUCAAAGCUGGAACCUGUCAAACCACUUUGUACUACUGUCCGCCUUUCACCACCCUCCUGCCAAGAGAUUGUUAAGAUGUUGGAAUAUAUUGGAAUAGAAGAAGGAAUCAAAUUAUCACGCGACUUAGUCAAGAAGAUAACUUUGAGAUCCAAUAACAAUCUACGCCAAGCCAUUCGUUCGUUGGAGGCCACUUGCCGAAACAAAGAUUCCCUCAAAGACGACGAUUUAAUUUUAACCGGAUGGGAAGAAGAUAUUUUCAGCAUUGCCCACAAAAUAACUGAAGAGCAGAGUCCAAGACAGUUGUACGUCAUUCGUAGAAAGCUUCAAAGUCUUAUGAUUCAUGAUGUUCCUCCUGACUUUGUUUACAAGUUUUUGGUGGCAGAGUUAACGGCUCUAGUUGAUGAGUCCCUACUGUCAGGGGUUGCCAAACUGGACAAGGAGUUCAAUAGAGCUAGCGAAUACAAAUUUGAAACUACCAAGCAGUUUGGUCAUCCUCAAAACAAACAAGCGGAAUCAGAUGAGAAGAACAACGAAUCAACCACCAAAAAGUAUGUGUUAACUUACUUAAAAGUCGAAGAGUUUAUAGCGAAAUUCAUGAGCUGGUAUAAGAAAUCGUCUGAAAAAGGCAAUAAGCAGAGCGAACAACUGAUUGCUGGAAAAUAGACUAUAGCUUGUUGCUGCAGCGGAGCUCAACUAUACCUUCUGCUAUGCAUCUCAAAUAU